Adineta steineri is the source of this 399-nucleotide messenger RNA. The record is from the annotation of a GenBank genome assembly. NCBI's taxonomy places the organism in Eukaryota, Metazoa, Rotifera, Eurotatoria, Adinetida, Adinetidae.
AUGGCCGAAUGGUUACCAUAUUCAUACGUUGUGAAUCAAGUAGCAAUCAUUGUGCUCGGUCUUUGGGCUAUAGUUCAUCGUGAAAGCGUUAUUCAAGUUGAACUCCUAAUGGUCAUAAAAGCAUUUUCAGUUAUUCUUGAUGCAAUAGCUAUAGGAAUGUAUUUUCAGCUUGGAAGAAGAAGCUAUAGUAUUAUGGAUCAUAGUUCAUAUUUUGGACUUAGUGCAUUUUUUGCCAUAUUUUUACUGUUACUUAAACCGGUCAUGCUGUUAUUUUUAAAUAAAGUACGACAAGAUCGUCUUGGUGAAAAUACAUCGCCUACUUUUGGAGGUUGGGGCGUGGGUGGAAAUGCUGCAUCUGUGCCAGGCUAUAUGCCAGUUGGUGAAGAACAAAUCCGAUAG